Molecule: messenger RNA, 3970 nt
Organism: Carassius auratus (goldfish)
Lineage: Eukaryota; Metazoa; Chordata; Actinopteri; Cypriniformes; Cyprinidae
Gene: ell
Product: elongation factor RNA polymerase II
Exons: 12
Coding region: 72-1946 (624 amino acids)
Biological process (GO): snRNA transcription by RNA polymerase II; positive regulation of transcription elongation by RNA polymerase II; transcription elongation by RNA polymerase II
Cellular component (GO): transcription elongation factor complex
Molecular function (GO): cis-regulatory region sequence-specific DNA binding
Source: RefSeq, a predicted model, not a curated record
CCCUCGCUCGCUCGAGCUGCUUGUUGCGUUCACGGCGGAGGCGCGUGAGCGUGGUGGGAAAUGCGAGCAAGAUGGCGGCGUUGAAGGAGGAGCAGUGCUACGGACUGUCCUGCGGAAGAGUGAGCAACGGCAGCAACAUCUCCGUCUAUCACGUCAAGCUGACUGACAGCGCGCUGCGAGCGUUUGAAGACUACCAGAGCAACAAGGGCCUGACGUCUAAACCAUUAAUAGGAUUCAAAGGAAACCAAGGGAAAAUCUCAAUACCGCAGUCAGAGAAUCCAAAUGAGCUGCGAACGUUUACGUUCUACCUGUCCAAUGUGGGGAAGGACAAUCCCCAGGGCAGCUUCGACUGCAUACAGCAGUAUAUUACAAGCGAGGGGAGCAUACAGCUGGACUGCCUGGGAGGGAUCCAGGACAAAAUCACCGUGUGCGCCACGGACGACUCCUACCAGAAAGCCAGGCAAAGCAUGGCUCAGGCCGAGGAGGAAACCCGCAGCCGUGGAGCCAUCGUCAUCAAGCCCGGCGGGAGAUACGUGGGGAAGCGUGUACAGAUCCGGAAGCCGAUAACGGUUGUGUCGGAUGUGGCUCCGUCUCGACGGACCUCACGGCCGGUCAUCAUCUCCAGCAGUCAGAAGAAGAGCCCGCCGCGGCCCCUGAGGGAACGGCUGGUGCAUUUACUGGCCCUAAAACCCUACCGCAAACCUGAACUCCUGGUGCGGCUCACCAAGGACGGCCUGUCUCCUCAGGACAAGGAGACGCUGGACAGCCUCCUGCAACAGGUGGCUAACCUGAAUAGUAAGGACAGCACCUUCACAUUGAAGGAUUGUUUGUUUAAGGAAGUCCAGAAGGACUGGCCUGGUUAUACCGAGGUGGACCAGCAGAUCCUGAAGAGAAUUCUUGUACGAAAGCUGUGUAAGCCUCAGAGCAGUGGCCCUGUGUCUGGGGAGAGUCCGGUCAGCCCACACAAAGAGCCGGCCAGCAGCUCGCCCUCUCAGAAACGACCUGCAGAGUUCAUCGAUCCCCUGGCCAAUAAGAAACCCAGAAUAUCGCACCUAGCCAGCAAGUCUACAGGGCUCAUUAACGGCAAACUGAGCUCGUCCAAUGUGAAUGACUCCUCUAGCUCUCAAUCAGCCGAGACGUCGUCGAGCUCCAGCUUCCCUCCGUUGGAGAUCUCCCGACCCUUUGACCCCCUUUCGGACGUCAGCAAUGACUCCAACGGCCGAGACUGUGAUAGUCAGGAGGCGGCGGUGGCGGAGAGACUGAGUCAGCCCCCAUCGUUCGCCCCUCGCUCCACAACGCAAGAGGAAGUGCUGAGCUCCAUGUCCCCGGCCCACAGUAGUCUGGACGUCUCUCAGACCCAGAGCGCUCAACCCUCCCUGCAUGGCAAGUCUAAGAAGAAGUCCAAAAAACACAAGGACAAAGACAAGUCCAAGGAGAAGGAUAGGGGCCGAGAGCGGGACAUGAAGAAGGAGAGGAGAGUUGAUGAAGACCGUGGCUUGGACCAGAGGAAACCCUGUGACAUCACGACGAGCGAUAGGAGCCCAGGUCUGAACGGAACGUGCAACAGCUCCAGUAUCCCUGCGUCAUCGUCUGAGACGGCAGACUAUUUAUUAAAGUACACGGUGAUAAGCUCUCAAGAGCAACGUCAGAGUUACAAAAACGACUUCAACGCAGAGUACAGCGAGUACCGGGGCCUCCACUCACGGAUCGAGAGCAUCACCCGACAGUUCACUAUACUCGACACCCAGCUCAAACAACUCCAGCAAGGCACAGACAAGUAUAAGACAAUCCACAAUCAGAUACUUGAAGAGUAUCGCAAAAUCAAAAAGGCUAAUCCAAACUAUAGCCAAGAGAAGAACCGCUGUGAAUACCUACACAACAAACUGGCACACAUAAAAAAACUGAUAGCAGAAUAUGAUCAACAGCAACUGCAAAACUGCCACUAAUAACAAGAUUGGUUUUCUCAAUUUUUUUUUUCUCCUUAAUCUUUGUCUCGAAAUCUCUGGAUUUUUUUUUUUUUUUUUGGCUUGCUCUAAAAACAAGUUGUUCUAAUGUAAAAUGCCACGAAAAUUAUUUCCUUUUUUUUUUUUUAUGGGACUCGGGACAUGGGCAUACUCAGCCAUGCUUACCUGUGUAGCCUAAUGCAUUAUGGGAUUGGUUGCCAGCUUCCUUCCCUUAUCAAAGGUCUCUGAGUGUGAAAGGAAAAACUGUUCUUUGGAGAUCUCUUCCGAACAGGGAUAACCAACUCCCAUUCCCAGAAUCUCAUAGUUUAAGAAGUAAAAAUUGAUUUUUUUUUUUCUGUAUGUACUAAAAUGGAAGGUCCUAUAUUUUAUUUUUCUUUUAUAUUUAUUUUCGUCUUCCAUAGGGAUACAUAAGUCCUAUUAUGAGUGCUAAAACAUCUCAUCCCGUCCCUUUUGGUCUCUCUUUCUUGAAUCAGUCAGUAUUUUAUGCAAAAGCUGCCUUGGAUUUUUGAGAGAUCCCUAAUGCAGUACACCCCCCCACCCCCCCCCCCCCCCGUUUUCUUUUCUUAGAGUGCUGUAAUGUCUGAAAUAGCACUAUUUGGCUCCUUAUUUUGUGCAAUGUGCUAGACCACGUGCAAUGGACAUGAAUCGGAUGCCUAUGGGAAGGAGAUAACCAUCUGUUUAAAGGCUUUGACAGUAUCAGUAUUACCAUGGUAGAGCUCCAUAUGAAUGAACUCGCCAUUCUAAAGAUGAUGGAGCGCUUCGAUGUUGGCACAUUUUUACAAUAUUUUACGCUUUUAACUGAAAAACAUAUGACUUGAUCACAACCCAAUCAUGAAUCAGUUGUGGCAAAUCUUGUAAAAUUGUGCCUCGGGUAUCUGCAGUAAUCCAGUAUUGCUAGUUACAAGUGUGACUGUGUAACAUAUCACAUUUGCGGCCAAACUUUCUUGGUAUUCUUCCAGAAAAUAGCGAUUGUAUCCCUUUAACGCAGCCUUGAGGGCUGGUUGGUGAACACGACGCAAAAAUGGUAGAAACGCAACCUUGGCUAGCUGUCUGAACCCUUUAGCAAUUCAAUGCUUGCUUGAAUACUGAGUAUUUGUGGGGGGGUUGAAUACUUCUGACAGUGUUUUCGUUACGAGAUGACUGUUAAAUUCCAUUAAGGCAUCUCAUCGUGGAGGAUCCGUUACAAACCUCUGACGUGCUCCUCACGUUACCUGUGGACGCUCGACCACAAGUUGCUCAUCUGUCGGGUCCUGUUGAACCAUCAGUUGUACUUCUGAUAUCUGAACUAUUAUGUUUAAAUAUUAAAAUUCAGCACUUUGCUCAGCCUCUUGCUGUUACUCUUACCUGGGUUUUGUUGCAAGGAGACACUUGCCUUGUCUGUGUAUGCAUGCUUUCUGACUGUUGAAGACACAAGAAAGGGUUAAGGCCAGUGUUUGCAGCGGAUUUACACUGCUGUUUAAUAUUCAAGACAAAUAUUUAUAAAAUUUCCCCCUGAAUUUACCUGGUCCGCUUUGGUUCAGUGUUGCAAUUUUAGGAGCGGAAUUGCAAAAAUUUAAAUGGUUGAAUUUUGACUCUUACGAAUUAACUGAGAAUAAUUCUCCAUUACGAAUUUACCACAUAAAACUUUUUUUUUUUUUUUUUUUUUUCAGAACUGAUCAUGAUCUGCUUUUUGGUAUUUUGUGUUUCCUGCAGAAAUGGUCUGAAAAUGAUGCACAAGUUCAACGACAAAUACGAAUGACGUUUGUUUGGAUUUGAAACCGCUACGAUACUUUCAAAAAAUGAGACAACUGGGGGGGAAUGUGCCAAAUGACCUGUUGUAUAGGUUUGGAUCAGAUUAAAUAUGUUGCUGUUUCAGCAACAACAACAAAAAAUAAUAAUAAAAAUAAAGGGAGUGGGAGGAGCUUUGGGACGAAGGCUUGAUGUCAAUGCUAAAACCCAAAGCGUGCUUUUUGAAAUAUGGGACUGAAAUUUAUCUUGGUAUUUCAAUAAAAUUCUUGGAAAAACUU